AUGGUGUUCGGAACUCCGCCACGGGGCGCACACCCCUCCACGCCCGGCACCAGCACCGCCGCGGCGGAGACUUUCUUUGCCUCUCCUUCCUCCCCCGCUCCGCGACGCCCCGGUGAUGCGACGCCUACCUCAGUCACCUCCUCCCACUUCUGCGGCGCCUCCUCCCCGUCCUCGCUGCCCAGCCAGUACAGCAGACACGCUCAGCAGCACGCCCGCCUUUCGCCGACCCCGGUGUCUUCGCAGGCAUCGGUGGACCGCUACGUCUCAGCCUCCUCACGACAGGCAUCAUCGAUAUCACGUUUCAUCCUGACCUCCCGCGAACGAAAAACACCGAUGCUUAUCCGGGCAGCUCAGCAGCAGCAGUAUCACCUCUCCCUCCGCAGCCCAUCGCAUGAUCCGUCCUUUGACAUGUCCCUCUCACUGGAGGACUCCUACACUUCCCUAACUCGGUACGCUGUGGACCGAAGCCCUUCGCGCCACGCCGUCGGGGCCUCGCCGCAGCUACAUAGGAGCCUUCCACGAACUAGCAGCUCUGUCAUGACGCCCAGUAGCACGCUUCUGAGCAGUGUCUUCGCAAAAAUGCAUCUCGACCCGUCCGCCACGCUCCACAGCAGCCGCGAGCGUAGUGCGAGCAGUCAUUCUGUAGCGGGUGUGGAUGCGAGCAGUGGAUGUGGGGGCCAGCUUGGCGAAGACAGCAGGAGCUCGCCGUCCUCAGUGAUGGGACUUGAGCCGUACAUGACGAAGCUCGCGCGCACCCUCUUUAGCGAUGUGGAGCAAACCACCGUGCUGCCCGUGAACGACACCGCUGCACGACCGCUGGGCAUGACCGCGUGCAGCACUGGUGGCAGCGUCCACGCAGAGGAGGAGGAGGAGGUGAGUAGUCUCAUUAAGGAUGGAACAGUGGUGCUCGGUAGCAGCGCAACGUUUGGUCGCAGCGGUGCCCGACACGAUCGAACAGACGAAAACGAAGAUGACAACGGCGGUGACGCCCUAGAAGAAAGUUGGAUGCGCUGCGAAGAGGACGAGCAAGCAGUACUGUCAUCGGUGGCAAAUCGCAGGCACGUGGCUUCGCUGCCCACCCGCGUGCCGCUUGCCAUGUCUGAGGUGAAUCGGUUCGGCAUGACAGAAGGUGCGCGCUUCGACACAUCGCUCGGCGUCGUAUUCGAGUGCAACCGCACACGCAACUUCACAACCCCCUCUUUCCGCGUAAUCCCGCACACGCCAGAGCGCAUCCUUGACGCAGCCGACAUGGAGGACGAUUUUUACAUGAAUCUUAUUGACUGGUCGGCCACAUCAGACAUCUUGGGCGUCGCGCUGCAGAACUGUGUGUACUUGUGGAAUGCUAAGACGUGCGACAUCACGGAGCUGCCGCGUGUCGUCUCGACUGGUAGCGGGAUGCAUGGAGAGGGCCGAUCGGCCAACGCACAGCUCGUCUGCGGCCUGAACUGGGCACCAGAUGGCCGCCACCUUGCCAUCGGCCGCAACAGCGGUGCGGUGGAGGUGUGGGACGUCGAGGCGCAGCGAAUUGUGCACACGUACCGGCAACAUGCAGACCGCACCGUGUCCCUCUCCUGGGAUCCUCUAGGGGGCUGGCUUCUGGCAUCGGGAAGUCGCGACAGCACCAUCGUCCUGCGCGAUGUACGCGAGCGCGACACCACCUCCGCAUCGAUGUCGUCGGCGUCCUCCUUCUCCUCCUUGGCUAGCGCCACGUCGGUGCUGCGUGCGCAUGAAACGGAGGUGUGCGGCCUCAAGUGGUCCCCGACAGGGGCUAUGCUGGCGAGCGGCGGCAACGAUAAUCAACUGCUGCUGUGGGAUCGCCGGAGUAUCUCGACGGGAAGCCACAGCAGCGGCGACACCAGUGGGAUCCACCGCCACGGCGAGUGUCGUCCCAUUUUUUUCCUGAAUAAGCACACCGCAGCGGUGAAAGCACUCAGCUGGAACCCGACGCAGCCGGCCCUCCUGGCCAGCGGUGGCGGUUCGCAUGACAAGGCACUGCGCUUCUGGAACUCGCUGACGGGUGAGUGCGUCCACCACAUCAAUACCGGCAGCCAAGUGUGCGGUGUCGUAUGGAGCCGCACUGGCACGGAGCUCGUCACGGCGCACGGCUACACGGACAACCAGCUCAGUAUCUGGCGCUAUCCAUCCCUGCGGCGCAUUGCCAACCUGAUUGGUCACACGUCACGCGUGCUGCACCUCGCCCUCUCAGCAGACGGUCAAACGGUCGUGUCGGCCGCCGGAGACGAAACACUUCGCUUCUGGCGCUGCUUCCCUGCCAGCGAGCCACGCGAGUCGUCGCCGCACCUGUACCGAAGCUCUUAUAGCUCGCCGAACAGCUUCUCGUUUAGCUCCACCAUGCAUGGAGGAAGCGCAGGAAUGAUCCCAGGCGGCAUUUCCACCUCCGCGUCCUCCAUGGCCCGUGUGAGGGCGGUUGCCAUCGCGUCUGGUCGGUGCGGCAGCCUCUCGCAAGACCGCGACAGCCGCUUCUCUAUGAACGAAGAAGUUGAGCUGCGGUGA
Leishmania braziliensis MHOM/BR/75/M2904 is the source of this 2514-nucleotide messenger RNA. Its product is annotated as putative cell division cycle protein. The transcript has a single exon. Gene Ontology annotation, molecular function: protein binding; anaphase-promoting complex binding; ubiquitin ligase activator activity. Gene Ontology annotation, biological process: positive regulation of anaphase-promoting complex-dependent catabolic process; anaphase-promoting complex-dependent catabolic process; positive regulation of ubiquitin protein ligase activity. Gene Ontology annotation, cellular component: anaphase-promoting complex. Lineage: Eukaryota; Euglenozoa; Kinetoplastea; Trypanosomatida; Trypanosomatidae. Bases 1 to 2514 code for a protein of 837 amino acids. The record is from RefSeq and is a predicted model, not a curated record.